UCAGUGAGAUGUCAACCCAAAUUCCGCGUUGCCUGCACCACCCCUCCCAUUAUAAAGGGUCGUCUCCGAAGGCUCUCCUCUCCUACGCGACCAUUCCAUCUCGGCGUUCCCCAACCCUUCGACGUCCCGAGGAAAAGAAGAAGUUGAACCAUGGGGAAGAGAAAGUCAGCGGCUAAGCCACCUCCCAAGAAGCGGAUGGACAAGCUUGAUACUGUAUUUUCCUGCCCGUUCUGCAAUCAUGGGAGCAGUGUUGAGUGCCGAAUUGACAUGAAGAAUCUGAUUGGUGAGGCUUCUUGUAGGAUCUGUCAGGAAAACUUCAGCACCACUGUUAAUGCACUCACCGAGCCUAUUGAUAUAUAUAGCGAAUGGAUUGACGAGUGUGAGCGUGUCAACACUGUUGAAGGUGACGAUGAUGCAUGAGCACGUCCCCACGCGGUUAAAACGGUUACUAUGACUGUAAUGCGCCAGCAUUCUCGAAUGCCAUAGCCAGCCAUGUCUGUAAUAACGUCGUAAGGACGUAGUGGCUGAUUGAUAUGCCAGUAGGCAAUUUAUCUAGCACUUAAUAAACUCCAGAAAGAUGUAUUAUACCUGUAUGUCGACCUUAUAAGUGUAUGCGUGUUUGAUGCCUA
Phragmites australis (common reed) is the source of this 629-nucleotide messenger RNA. RefSeq names its product transcription elongation factor 1 homolog. The transcript is spliced from 5 exons. Gene Ontology annotation, molecular function: RNA polymerase II complex binding. Gene Ontology annotation, cellular component: transcription elongation factor complex. NCBI's taxonomy places the organism in Eukaryota, Viridiplantae, Streptophyta, Magnoliopsida, Poales, Poaceae. The record is from RefSeq and is a predicted model, not a curated record. Gene Ontology annotation, biological process: transcription elongation by RNA polymerase II. The coding region runs from base 151 to 420 and encodes 89 amino acids.